AAGAGGCCUAGCAAGUGCUGAUCAUCAAAAGAUCGAAGAGACCUCUUGCGAAGUAUGUCCAUAUUCAAAAGAAUGGGGAUACUUCGUUCGCAUGCAGUUCAUACAUCACUUGCCCUCCGAUCUUUGAUAUCCCAAUCCACUUCUCGAGAAGCUUCGACAUAAUCGUCUACAACGUUGCAUACACCAUUUGUAUUUCUUGCCACCUUUUCCUUUGAUCUACAUGUACCUAUUUACUUCGAUCUAAACCUUCUCUUUACGUGAUCUUGAGUGGGAUUGAAAAUGGUGCUGUACCUUGCAUGCGAGCCUACCCCGCGCGGGGUUCAUCGGACAUAUAAAAUCAUUACGUUCUUCCAACAAUGGUAGUAUUGAUGAUAUUGGAUUUUUUUGGCCAUCAUGUAUUCACCUAGGUUGUCACUCAUACCUGUUGUUUGUCUCGUUGCCUCAUUUUUCCGCAGCGUGUCUGCUCAUUCGUCCCCCAAACUCAAGACCUGCGUUGUCGAGGCCGCGUGUGAUGGCUCCGAUGAUGCUCCAUCUGUGAUCAAAGCAUUCCAAGAAUGUGGCAAGAAUGGAAAGGUGGUGUUUCUAAACGAAACAUAUCACAUCAAUUCGAUUAUGAAUACGACAGGUCUGCAGAAUUGUGAAAUUGACUUACAAGGAACGCUUUUGUGGAGUACUGAUAUCCCUUACUGGUUGAAUCAUUCAAUGCCCGUGGGUUAUCAGAACCAAUCUUCUGCAUGGAUCUUUGGUGGGGAGAAUGUGCAUUGGAAAGGCCACGGAUAUGGCACCCUUGAUGGAAAUGGUCAAGUUUGGUAUGACUUCAAUAAUGGAACGAGCAACUACCCUCGAAGACCGCAUGCCAUUACCAUAUGGCAAACCAAGAACUCUAUUUUCGAAGGUAUCAGAUUUGUGCAAAGCCAAAUGUGGACUAUGACAGUCAUUCACAGCGAAAAUGUUUUGCUCCAAGAUAUUUAUGUCGACAGCACGUCCAGUACCAAGGCCUCCACGGUCAAUACAGAUGGAGCAGAUACGAUCUACGCCAACAACAUUACUUUCAAGCGAUGGAGCGUCACAAAUGGUGACGAUAGUAUAUCUCCAAAAGCCAACAGCACCAACAUCCACAUCUCAAACUGCACCUUCUACAAAGGAGUCGGCUUUGCCCUCGGUAGCAUCGGACAGUACAACGGCGUCUUCGAACGCAUCGAGAACUUCACUGCCGAAGAUGUCGUCUUCCACAAUACUCUACAUGCUGCAUAUAUCAAAACCUGGACUGGACAGCAAGUAGGAUACCCUCCAAAUGGCGGAGGUGGUGGAAUUGGCUAUGUCAAAAACGUCGUUCUCAAGAAUUUUCAGCUCAACAGCGUCCAACUUCCUACCAGUAUAACGCAAUGCAUAUCAUUUAGCAGCGCGAGUGGCAAUUGCAACACUUCCCUGUUCAAGAUCAGCGACAUCACACUCUCAAACUUGACAGGAACCACUACCACAGAUCCCAUCGCCUCAUUUCAAUGUAGUGCCGCAGCGCCCUGCGAAAACAUCACUUUAACCGACAUCAAUCUGACACUCACGAACGGAACCCAAGCAUAUGGCUGGAAUUGUAAUAAUCUGGAGGAAAGCAUAGGAUUCAAUUGCACGGGAAGUACAUGCGGGACAGCGAGUGCGGACGGGACAUGCUAAAAUUGCCUUGACUGAGACGAACCGCGCAGUACACAAGAAAUAGCCAAGUCCGGAAAUGACUUCCAAUACAAAUUUUCCG
This is a messenger RNA of Mollisia scopiformis, 1750 nucleotides long. RefSeq names its product glycoside hydrolase family 28 protein. Gene Ontology annotation, biological process: carbohydrate metabolic process. The coding region runs from base 394 to 1671 and encodes 425 amino acids. The record is from RefSeq and is a predicted model, not a curated record. NCBI's taxonomy places the organism in Eukaryota, Fungi, Ascomycota, Leotiomycetes, Helotiales, Mollisiaceae. Gene Ontology annotation, molecular function: polygalacturonase activity. The transcript has 4 exons.